AUGUUUGUGAUGCAUUCGGAUACCGAUGUCUAUGACAUGGUGGACAUUUUAGGAAAGGGAACAUUUGGAGAAGUUGCUAAAUGCUGGAAAAGAAGCACUGGCCAGUUUGUAGCCAUCAAAAUCCUCAACAGUUUUACUGAACGGUCAGGAUAUUUGAAGUCUGAGUUAAAAAUAUUAAAGAUUUUGGGAACAUUUAAUGCAGAUAAAUUUUAUUUCAUCCACCUUUUUGAAUAUUUCAACGACAAUGACAAAUUGUGUCUGGUGUUUGAACUGCUGGAGCAAAACCUGUUUGAGUUUCAGAAGGAUCACAACUUUGCUCCGAUUCCAGUCAGACACAUUCGUACCAUCAGCAAACAGGUCUUGACAGCUCUACAGAAGCUGAAGGAGCUCUCCAUUGCCCACACGGACAUCAAGCCUGAAAAUAUCAUGUUGGUCAAUCACAGUCGGUACCCUUUCAAAGUCAAAUUGAUUGAUUUUGGAUCGGCCAGUGUACUGGCUGAUAUCCAACAUAUUAAAGGACCAUACAUCCAGUCCAGGUUUUACAGAGCUCCAGAAAUCUUGCUUGGGUUGCCCUUCUGUGAACAGAUGGACAUGUGGUCCUUUGGUUGUGUUAUUGUAGAACUUCAUCUUGGCUGGCCUCUCUAUCCUGGCAGUAAUGAGUAUGACCAAAUUAGAUACAUUGUUGAAACCCAAGGGUUACCAAAGAUAAAGCAGUUGAGUUCGGGAAUCAAGACCCAUCUGUUUUUCAAGCAGAAUUUGCACCUGAAAUGGGAACUGAAAUCUAAGGAGGAGUAUUCAGAAGAAACUACGCAGCAGUCUUCAGAAAGCAGGAUAUUUACAUUGAGUUCACUGGACCAACUCGAGAGAACCAACAUUGAGUCAUUCCCAAGUGCAGAGGUCAAGGCUGAAUUGCAUGAUCAGAAGAUGAUGGUGGAUCUCAUCAAGAAAAUUCUCAACCUCGACCCCUCAGAGCGCAUUCGAGCAAAUAUAGCCUUGAAACAUGCAUUUAUCACUAUGCAAAAGCUCAAGCUACAAUACAAAAAUACAGCAUAUUAUGGAAUUUCGAUUCAAAGCCUGAAAGACGCAUGUCUGUUUGGCAAUAAAAAAGACAUGGAUGCUGCAUGUUGUCACACUGAACCUUGCCAUAAAGAAGAACAGUAUCAACGUGCGGAGAUACCGUACAAUUUAACCAACACCUCUGUCCAGAUAAGUGACAAAAUGGCCGGGUCAUCGUCAAAUGAGAAUAACAAAGAGGAAAAGACCCGAAGGUACAGUUUCUCAACAAGUGAGAAGAAUAAAGGGAAGAUUGCUGAUAUCAAGGAAUGGCUGAUAAAGCAAACAAAGAAAAUGCAAAAAACGAUGGGAAAAGUCUCCCAGGAACAAAUAAAUCAGCUUGUUUCCUCUGAAUCUGUUGCAAAAGGGCAUGGUUUGUCCCAAGGAGCUGAGCAUCCAACCAAACGAUGUACAUCAGAAAGUGGCAGGUUCCAACACAACACUGAAGAUGGAUCCUAUCUUGAUGCCACUGGGAAGCCAUUUAAUAGACAUUGUGUAGAAACUGAGGACAAAGGGAUGAACACAGGAAUUAACAAUAAAAAUAAACUUGAAAAUGAAGGAAAUGCUUCUGAUGCAAAAUCAAAGGUUUAAGAAAGCAAGAAAACCAAGAGUAUAAAGAAUAUGCUGUGAUAUUGUAUAAUUAUAUCAAAACAGAUACUGGUAUAUUGGGGCUUUAUUGGGUGUUCAACAAUGUAAUAAUGUUUUUUGUCAUAGAUUAAAAUGAGCACUAAACAUAUCAUAACAAGAAGUCA
Messenger RNA from Callorhinchus milii (elephant shark), 1805 nucleotides. RefSeq names its product homeodomain-interacting protein kinase 4-like. Gene Ontology annotation, biological process: peptidyl-threonine phosphorylation; peptidyl-serine phosphorylation. Bases 1 to 1644 code for a protein of 547 amino acids. The transcript is spliced from 3 exons. Gene Ontology annotation, cellular component: cytoplasm; nucleus. Gene Ontology annotation, molecular function: ATP binding; protein serine/threonine kinase activity; protein tyrosine kinase activity. NCBI's taxonomy places the organism in Eukaryota, Metazoa, Chordata, Chondrichthyes, Chimaeriformes, Callorhinchidae. The record is from RefSeq and is a predicted model, not a curated record.